AUGUCGACACAUCAGCAAUCAGAAGCCUACGCCAUGACGGCCAAUCUCAAGAUAGCCAUUGAUAAAUGGAUCAACAAAUCAUCCUACAAUGACAACAUCGGGUUCGAAAAGGAGCUUGCAAUCCUCUACAGGAGCCUCGUUGGAGCGGCGCAGGUUACGAAUGACACGCACAUUGAGGAAUUCUUGAACAGUGAUGAAGCGUUCAUGGACAGGUGCGUCCAAUGGCAUCUUCUGAAGCUGGCGAUCCAAGGCGCACAGGAUUCGAUCAGGACGGAGACAAGCUUAUUACCGUUGUGCAACCCACACGUGCAGCUAGCCAAGAUGAUCAUGGCGAGCAAAGAGGCAGGAUGGGAACUGCUACUUUUACUCCCAACAGGGAAAAAGUUGAGGAAGUCCUGCAAGUGGAAUCAGGGCAACGAAAAUUGGGAGAUAAAAAACAGAAAGGCAAGGCUACAACAGAACCCGCACUUGCGCAUCAAGCAAACCGACCGGCAGGAAAAGACCUUGUUUGCAAUGGCCCUGUGUGAGGGCAACCCGUACAUGGAAACACUGCUAGCUGAGGCGCAGGAGCUGUACUCGCGCCAGCUAAGAACAGAGGCGGAAAAGUCGGAGCCCAAAAAACAAUCGGAAAACUACUUCGUCACACGAGUGCGAAACAAUAAAACAGGCCCAACCAUAUUACACAAUGACAUUGUCACGGCCCAUAAAACGGCCCCUUUGGCCUUGGGGCCCGUGCUGCACAGACUGCCCGGGAUUCUACUGCCGGGCGAUGACCAGGAGUCGGACGAAAGAUUGCUUGACCGCAUCAUCGAGGAUCACUUACUGGAGCUGACCGAGGUCAUUCUCCAAUCUGAACGCCACCGUGGGCUGCUGACAACCCGCGAGCGCAUCGUCAAGGCCAUUGAGCUUUGGUUAAGAUGCCCAGAUUCGCAGAGCGCAUUGCUGUCAGGAGACCAUAGCGACCAAGACAAAAACCAAACAAACGACAACGAUGACAACGACGAUGAUGACGAUGACGACUACGACGACUACGAACACGACAGUGGCGGCCGCAGCAACGAUGACGACAAGACAAACCGCCGAGAUUUGGUCAUCAGUCUCCUAUCUAACGCGUCCGAGGAUGUGCUCCGUUCGCCAGAGGUGCUCACCGUCGUCAUGAAGAAUAACUUACUCAACGACCACGAUGUGCUCAAAUCCUAA
This is a messenger RNA of Beauveria bassiana ARSEF 2860, 1200 nucleotides long. RefSeq lists its product as uncharacterized. The record is from RefSeq and is a predicted model, not a curated record. Bases 1 to 1200 code for a protein of 399 amino acids. Lineage: Eukaryota; Fungi; Ascomycota; Sordariomycetes; Hypocreales; Cordycipitaceae. The transcript has a single exon.